GCGCUGUAUGUAGCUGCUGAUUGGCUGGCUGCGGCGCAGCUUGAUGGCGUCGGGCUGGCGAGCCAAGGGUCUGGUGGUGGCCCCCGGGCGACUGCCGCCUGUGUGAGGGGCCGGCGGCCCGAGCGUGCUGGGGCCUCGGGGAGUGGAAGCGGAAGCACUAGCCCUCCUUACACUUCGCCAUGAGUUUCCUAAUUGACUCCAGCAUCAUGAUUACCUCCCAGAUACUUUUCUUUGGAUUUGGGUGGCUUUUUUUCAUGAGACAACUGUUUAAGGACUAUGAGGUGCGUCAGUAUGUGGUACAGGUGAUCUUCUCUGUGACUUUUGCAUUUUCUUGCACCAUGUUUGAGCUCAUCAUCUUCGAAAUCUUAGGAGUAUUAAAUAGCAGCUCCCGUUAUUUUCACUGGAAAAUGAACCUGUGUGUAAUUCUGUUGAUCCUGGUUUUCAUGGUGCCUUUUUAUAUUGGCUACUUUAUCGUGAGCAACAUCCGACUAUUGCAUAAACAGCGACUACUUUUUUCCUGUCUCUUAUGGUUGACCUUCAUGUAUUUCUUUUGGAAACUAGGAGAUCCAUUUCCCAUUCUCAGCCCAAAACAUGGGAUCUUGUCCAUAGAACAGCUCAUCAGCCGAGUAGGUGUGAUUGGGGUGACUCUCAUGGCUCUUCUUUCUGGAUUUGGUGCUGUCAACUGCCCAUACACUUACAUGUCCUACUUCCUCAGGAAUGUGACUGACACAGAUAUUCUAGCCCUGGAACGGCGACUGCUGCAAACCAUGGAUAUGAUCAUAAGCAAAAAGAAAAGGAUGGCAAUGACACGGAGAACUAUGUUCCAGAAGGGGGAAGUGCAUAACAAACCGUCAGGAUUCUGGGGAAUGAUAAAGAGUGUUACCACUUCGGCACCAGGAAGUGAAAAUCUUACUCUUAUUCAACAGGAAGUGGAUGCUUUGGAAGAACUAAGCAGGCAGCUUUUUCUGGAAACAGCUGAUCUAUAUGCUACCAAGGAGAGAAUAGAAUACUCCAAAACUUUCAAAGGGAAAUAUUUUAAUUUUCUGGGUUACUUUUUCUCUAUUUACUGUGUUUGGAAAAUUUUUAUGGCAACCAUUAAUAUCGUUUUUGACCGAGUUGGGAAAACUGAUCCAGUCACAAGAGGCAUUGAAAUCACUGUGAAUUAUCUGGGGAUCCAAUUUGAUGUGAAGUUCUGGUCCCAACACAUUUCCUUCAUUCUAGUUGGAAUAAUCAUCGUCACAUCAAUCAGAGGAUUGUUGAUCACUCUUACCAAGUUCUUUUAUGCCAUCUCCAGCAGUAAGUCCUCCAAUGUCAUUGUCCUGCUAUUAGCACAGAUAAUGGGCAUGUAUUUCGUCUCCUCGGUGCUACUGAUCCGAAUGAGCAUGCCCCUGGAGUACCGCACCAUAGUCACCGAAGUCCUUGGAGAGCUGCAGUUCAACUUCUAUCACCGUUGGUUUGAUGUGAUCUUCCUGGUCAGUGCUCUUUCCAGCAUACUUUUCCUCUAUUUGGCUCACAAACAGGCACCAGAGAAGCAUAUGGCACCUUGAACUCAUGCCUAUUACAGACUGCUGCAGGCCACUGAUGCCAGAAUUUGGAUAUAAGAGGGAAAAAAUGGAGGGGGGACCAGGACUUAAUAUUUUUUAAACAAUAUGCUGUGGUAGCAUAUCUUACCUCCAGUUUACGCCUUCCUCCUCAGAUGAUACUGUGAUCAUGAGUAGCAUCAGCUGGAAAUGAGAAAGAGGAGUAACUCGAGCUAGUCCUCAGCCAACCUGUUUGGGUCGGAGGCUGGUGCAGCAUGCUGGGUGGUAGGAGUGGAAAAGAGCAGAGAAACUAAAGGGAAAAAAUACACUGGAACUCUAGGGUAAGAGACAUGUCAGGUAGCUGGGCCAGAAACAUAGGGUUUCUGUUUAAGUCAAGGAUCACAUGGAGAAGGUUAUGACUUUCCCUUGAGAUUGAUUAUCAUUAAAAUCAGAGGUUGUAAUACUUUGGCCUUAGUUUCAUUUUAUCAAAGAUAGCUUGGUAUUAUGCUUGUAUAAGGUGAGUUGGUAUCCUGCCCCUCCUCCCCAACCCUGGCCCCAUGAAAAUAACCAAAAGAUUAUCUGUUCUGGGGAAGAAAUGGUGUACAAAUGAAAUGUUCUGCCAAGAGAGACUUCAGACUAUGUCAUUUUUCUUGAUUUCCUCUCAACUUCAUAUUAUUUGUGAAUUACUCUAAAUUUAAGUCAGUGAUGAUAUCUCAUUUUUUCUUUUUAUCUGCCCCUCGUACUGUGGGAUAAAACAAUGAGUAACUGUUAACUGGAAUAAGAGACUCUCUGAGGACACGGGUUUGAUCCCUGGCCCCUCUCAGUGGGUUAAAGGAUCUGAUGUUGCCAUGAGCUGUGGCAUACACAAGCAGCUGCAGCUCUGAUUCAACCCCUAUCCUGGGAAUUAAUGUGGGUGUGGCCCUAAAAAGACAAAAAAAAAAAAAAAGACAUUUUUAAUGCCAUUUAUUUUAGCAACAACAACAUUCUUUUACAAAAGCAUAAUUUUAAAAGGCUUAUCUGUUCAGAAACUUUAAUUAGCAGCCCUCACAUAUACAGAUUUAUGAAUUGUCUUUGAUGCUCUAAGAACCUAUAGAAGAGAUAACAUCAUACAGAGAAAUGUAGUUAAGUUGAAGCUUGAAAGAGAUUAUGCGAAAAGCAUCUGGCUCCUGCCUUCACUUUUCCUAAGCUGACCAUAAAUAAGCUAUGUGCAGUAGCCACCCCUAAGAUGGAUGACAGCAGAAGACAAUCACAUAUGAUGAACUGGUUUCCAGAGGAGUCUUUUCUAACAGAGAAAGUAAACUGGUGGCAGCUCAUUCCUUGGGAAAGGAUUCCUAUUAAAUACCCAGAAAUGGUUAUCAGCCAAAGCCAUUACUUGUUCUCAUCACAUCUCUGUAUCUUCAGAAUUGGAAGAAGAAUGAGAGGCUGUACUGUUGGCCUGUGAAAAAGAAAACAGAGGAUCUAUAAGUGGUAAGAGUGUGAACAUCAGGAAAUGGAUGAUCUGUUCCAGGGUUGCAUGGCUUAAGUCAGGGAGUAGAGUCACUCACUAGAAGCCAGAUGACCCAAAUUCUACAUUUGGCUUUGUUUGACACUAACACAUUUCUUAAUGUGUGUGUGUCUAUACACACACUCACAUACACAUACGCCUUUUCUACCAAACUAGCAUAGUACUAUAAUUAACUUCCUAUAGAGAUAUUAUAGAAUUUUUUAAAGAUACCUAGAAUACAUUUUUUGUGAAACAACCCAGAAUACAAGUUCAGUGGCUAUCAUGUGUGCUAUGAUCUGCAUAUUUGUAUCUCCCCAAAAUGCAUAAAUUGAAAUCCUGUUCCGCAAAGUGAUAUUAUGAAGAGGUUGGGCCUUUGGGAGGUGAAGACAUAGCUCUCAUGACUGAGAUUACUGCCCUUAUAAAAGAGUCCUCCCAGACCCCUUAGCCCCUGCUACCAGGUGAAGGCAUAGCCAGAAGUCAAGAGCCUGCAAGCGAGAAGACCUUCACCAGACACUGAAUCUAUCAGUGCCAUGAUCUUGGACUUCCCAGUCUCCAGAACUGUGAGAAAUAAAUGCUUGUUGUUUAUAAGCCACCUAGUCUAUGAUAUUUUGUUUAGCAGCCCAAACAGACUAAGCAUGUGUUCAUUAAAAAUGAGUAUUUGGGGAGUUCCCGUUGUGGCUCAGUGGUUAACGAAACCCAUUAGGAACCAUGAGGUUCCUAAUGCGAUCCAGCAUUGCUGUGAGCUGUGGUGUAGGUUGCUGACGUGGCUCGGAUCUCACGUUGCUGUGGCUAUGGCGUAGGCCUGUGGCUACAGCUCCGAUUAGACCCCUAGCCUGGGAACCUCCAUAUGCCGCAGGAGCAGCCCUAAAAAAGGCAGAAAAACAAACAAAAAAAAAAUGAGUAUUUGGGAUUUCCCUGGUAGCGUGGCAGGUUAAGGAUCCUGUGUUGUCACUGCUGGGGCAAAGGUCGUUACUAUGGUGUGGGUUUGAUCCCUGGCCCUACAACUUUUGCAUGCUGCAGGCAUGGCCAAAAAAAUAGUUUUUAAUGAGUAUUUUUUUAAUAUAUUAUCAAUCAGUAGAAUUAAUGUAAUGGAAAGUGUAUAAAGCUUUUAUUAGCGUUUUGGCUUUGCUAUACAUUCCCUUUAUGAACUUGGAUAGGUCAGUUCGCUUUUGGAUAGGUCAGUUCUCAAGUUCAUCUGUGAAAGGUUGAGACUUACCAAGGAAUUUAUCUAAUCUAAGUACAUAUAGAAUAAUGCUUACUCUUCCCUAGUAAUAGACUUGAAUAAUAAGAACAAUACUGUCUCUAACCACCACCAUUCAUUUCACUCUUACCAUGAACUAGGCACUGUUCAAAGCACUUUAAAAAUCUUAUUUAACAUAAUCCUGAUAACAAUCCUACAAAUUAUCCUUAUUUUAAAGGUGGGGAAAAUGAGGCACAGAGAAUAAAUCCAUUUGGCCAAGGAUGAUAAAUGGCAGAUCCAGAAUUUGUACGUAAAGAGUCUGAUUCAGGUUCUUCUGGUGGUUCCUGUUAUAAUUUUGAUAAGCUUCUGUUAUUUCUCGAUUUAUGAACUUUAGGCAAUUACUGUCAAUUCCACGCAGUGAAAAAUAAGAAGUGUGUUGUCUUUACCUUCUCUCCCCCUCAAUAACUGGAUGUGCUAGUUCUUGUUACACUGUAAUUUUCUAGUAUUUUAGGAAAUCUGAGAUAAACAUAGAUGUGUAAUGCGCUUAUUAAGGACUUUACUAUACUCUGGUUAGUCAGAUCAUUAAAAGAAAUGUGUCAUCA
This is a messenger RNA of Sus scrofa (pig), 4785 nucleotides long. It is a transcript of the gene GPHRA, whose product is annotated as golgi pH regulator A. Gene Ontology annotation, biological process: intracellular pH reduction. The record is from RefSeq and is a predicted model, not a curated record. NCBI's taxonomy places the organism in Eukaryota, Metazoa, Chordata, Mammalia, Artiodactyla, Suidae. Gene Ontology annotation, molecular function: voltage-gated monoatomic anion channel activity. Gene Ontology annotation, cellular component: Golgi cisterna membrane.